Molecule: messenger RNA, 4734 nt
Organism: Xyrichtys novacula (pearly razorfish)
Lineage: Eukaryota; Metazoa; Chordata; Actinopteri; Labriformes; Labridae
Source: the annotation of a GenBank genome assembly
AGAGUCAGUAGGAGGAGCUCAGAAAUCAGCUACUGUAUCCACAGCAAGAGACAAACUGGCUGUUGGUUGAUGUGCUCCCUGCAGUCAAAGGUAAGACCAUGAACAUUUGCGUUUUAUUAGAGGGUGUGCAACUAAUAUUUGCGAAAACUGUAGUGUGAAGUACCACCAUUUUCAUGUAGGUACACUAUGUCUUGCAGGAACUGCCUCAAGAGUUUAUGUUUAACUUCUUGAGGAGAAAUUAGUGUUAAUUCUUUUGCAUGUUUUUUUUGGCUUUUUAAAAAGUGAACAGCUGCUAUUAUGUCCAUCCAUAACACACAGCUUCAUUUCCCUUCUUUUGUAAAUACUGUCAGAUAAUGAAGCGGUGAGGUUCAGCAUGUAAAACUUGAAUCCGCUUAGGUGUCUGUUAGUAAACCGGCAUGCAGCGUGUCAGUGUGAUCCCUCUGUCUGUGGGCGGGGACACGAAGUGUCAGGUUUGUUUGGGCUUCUCAGAUUUACCGCACUAAAACUUAACCUCACACAUGAACUCAGUGCAGUGAGACAUGAACUGUUGAGCUUUACGGCUGUAAGGUGGAAUCCACAUUACUGCCUCCGACCUCAUUAGGACAGGAUUUAUUGCUCCAGAGAAGGUGUGGUGAUGUUUAUAUGACCUCUUUGUGUAAUUAUUUCCUCCAUAGAGCAUCUGUAGGUCAUAUUUCGGACCAGUUUUUCCUGCAAGACAAGAUUUUGUUCGUGCCUGGAAUUUUUUAAUAAGCUGAGUGUGAAAUUUGACUUCUGUGAAGUAGGAGAGAUACCUAAGAUCAAAUAAAGGAAGUUCAAAGUGCAUGACAUUAAAAGAACACGAUGAGCUCAGAUAAAUAAGUUUUUGCUAUCUGAUAGGUGGUGCAGCUGAAGGUCAGUUAUGAUAUUGUUUUUUGAGCCUCCAACCCUUAAACUGAAGCAUUAAAAAUGAGCAUUAGAAAUCUUUUUUUUUUUCUUUUGAAGAUGUCUUCAAAGGACUAUAAAUUUUUCCAGCACAGAGAUUCACACAAAGACAAAGAAGGCAUUGGCAUUGCUUCUCCUUGUUUCUCUACUGUCUCUUUAGUGUUUGAAUCUGUAUGGCUGCAUCCCUGGUGUUCAGACUCCAUGACAGAGGUCCUGAUCUGGUGAGAGAGGUGCUGCUGGAGAGAGGAUGGGAGGAAUAUGACGAAGACAAACGAGAGGAGGAAGACUGGAACCUGUACUGGAGAGGAUCCGCCUUUAAGAACUCAGAUUAUCUCAACCUGUUGCCAUGGCAGCGACUCAACCACCAUCCCAAGACGACUGGCAUCACACGCAAGGUGAGUGUGUCAAAGACUUGAUGUUUACGUUCAGUAGGGCAUGUGUAUUCAGAGAACUCUACAGGUCUGUGAUUUUUAUUGGGAGGUCAGUUCAAUCUUCCAAAAUAGAAAAGGGUUGAUGAUCAGCCAUUGGCUAUCAAAGAGUAGUUUUGAAGCCCAAUGAUGGUGGUCACCAAAGUGGCCAUAAUUAAUCAACUUAACAUUUGGUUGACCUAACAAGAGGCAAAAAGUUGGAGUUAAGGCAGCUACAGUGUGCCUGUGUGUCAACUGAGUGAGCUGAGCCCGUAAUUAUGCAAAGUUGGUAACCUUGAUAUCUUCAAACUUACUGCAUUAUUAAAGAAAUCACUGCCUGUAGAGUGUGGGUAAAAAAAAAAGAGCUGUUCUGGUAAGAAAAGUAUUUUAUUUUUUUUGCACCAGGUUGUAUGAUAACACCCUGAAACGAUUACUUGUGAUUGACUUUAAGGAUUUUUUGGCACGCAACCUGAGGAGGAUGAGAGCCACAUUAGGUUCAUCGCUUUAUGACUUCAGUCCCACCGCCUUCAUCCUCCCUAAUGACUACACCCGAUUCCUGCCUGAGUAUAACAAACUGCGUCUGACCAGAGGAGCAUCUGUGUACUGGAUUUGUAAACCCGUGGAUCUCUCCAGAGGCAGAGGGAUCUUUAUCUUUGAGGACAUCAAGGACCUGGUCUACGACAGCUCUGUAAUUGUUCAGAGGUACAUCAGUGACCCUUUGCUGAUCUCCGGCUACAAGUUUGACUUGAGGAUCUACGUAUGUGUGAAGACUUUUCACCCGCUAACUGUUUACAUCCAUCAAGAAGGAUUGGUGCGAUUCGCCACUGAGAAGUACAACCUUUCUUCUCUGAAGAACCUGUACGCUCAUCUCACCAACACCAGCAUCAACAAGUUUGGUCCGUUCUAUAAGACCCAGAAAGAGAGAGUGGGCCAAGGAUGCAAGUGGACGAUGAGCAAGUUCAGGCACUUUCUCCACAGCCAAGACAUCAACGAGAAUCUCUUAUGGCAGAGGAUCAACAACAUUGUGAUUCUGACCCUGCUCACAAUCGCUUCAUCUGUACCUUCCUGUCCAAACUGUGUGGAGCUCUUCGGUUUUGAUAUCCUCCUUGACGUAAAUUUCAAACCAUGGCUGCUGGAAGUCAACUACAGCCCAGCGUUGACUCUGGACUGCCAGGCAGAUAUCACAGUGAAGAAAAGACUGAUUGGUGAUAUGAUUGAUUUAAUGAGUUAUACAUUAGUUGACAGCUUAAGAGUGAAGGCUUUUCAAAGGGAAGCACACAAGAAGUCUUGUUUUCAUGCUAACCACUCACCAGAUGCUUUAAUGCCUGUGCUCCCAAAGUUUAAGGAAACCAAGUUUAAAAAGGAAAGGAAGAAAAGCCAGUUUAUUCAUACCCAGACACUUCCUAUGCUCAAAAUGACAGGCCAUAUUCAAAAGAUAAACCAAAGACACUCCGUGAAGAGUUCUUUCUUGGCUAACAAUCAAAGACAACUUCCCCCUGUUGCCUUAAACAAGAUACAAGAAGCCAAAGGCAGGAUAAUUACCGAACCACACACCGACAAGACCAUAAACCUGACACUUGGCCCACAUUCAAGGACAAACAAGUCGGUGGUAAACAGACAGACGGGUCCAGCUCCUGCACCCUGGACGAGGGUCAACGGAAGUCUUUGCCAGUCUGAGGUUACAAACUGUGAAGAACCUGAAACAGAAGCUGAGAAUGAGCUCUCAGCAGAGACAGACUUUUCCUCUAUAAUACAUGAAAUCCCAAAGAGGGAGCUGGGAUUCCGAUGUUCUGCUGCACCCUGGAAGCUCCGAGACGUUAAAGGGUAAAUACCACUCCAAUUAAAUGUUGGUAAAAACAUUGUUUGAUUUGGUUUGAAUAGUGAAACUGGCUAUGUUUUUUUUCCAACAAUAACUGUGUUUUUGUUGUUUCACAGAAGGACCAACAGGACCAAGGGGAUUUCUUUUGAUGGUAACACAGCACUAAACAAACAUGUCCCCCCACUCAGAGUUGGAGACUUCAUACGCACGUUUCCAUUUAACACAGCCACCCUGAAGGCCUCACAACAUGAACUAGAUAUUAAAGUGAUCAAACGGGAGCUUCACAAGCUGACAGGUCAGCUGGCCAAGUCAGAAAAGAAGAGAAGUAGAGAAGAGGAAGAGGUGAAGAAGGACAAGGAUGGUGAAGAGGACUUUGAUUCACUGCUGUGGGGGCCAAAGGAUCCUCCACUGAUCAGUCAGUGUCUUAAGAACAAUUUGUGAUGGUACUCUUUUUUUCUUUUGUUAAAAGGUAACUGUCCUUUUCUCAUAUUUCUACCCUGAAUGAUGGUUUCUUGCUGUCUGUGUUUGUAGAUUGUCCUAACGCUUUCAUCAGGGUCCUCAGUGUCCUCUCCUCAGGGUUAAUCCUUUCUGAGCCAUCGCACACAGAUGGUCAAAAAACAAAAAAUGGAUAAUAUAACCGCUCCCCAGAAGUGAGGCCAAAACAUGUAGAGCUCCUCUGUAAGGCUGUGGUUUAGCUCAGUUGAUAGAGCAAGUAUCCAAAUUUUGAAGGCUACAGUCACAAAGGUUAUGGGACCAACACAGGGGUCAACACGACAUGGUUUGGUGUAUGUCAAUCCCUCUUUAUCUCCUCAUGUUUCCCUUCAUUCACUCAGGCUGUCCUGAACAAAUACAAGCAAAAAUAGCUUCUGUAAACAGAGGCUUAAACUGCUGAGAUAAACCAGCGCACCAUUCAAACCCUCCCUUUUCUGCUUAUGACCUGAAUAAAGUGGGUUUCCUGUGUGGUGUUCCUCAAGGCUCAAAAAUUGGGCCACUAUGGUUUUAUUUGUAUAUGUUUCCACUUCCAUGUAAUAUUCAGAAGCACAAUUCCUUGGCUGGCUCAAAUAAAGCAAAAAAUUUAAUUAAACUUCAAAAGCUCCAAUCAGUUAAUCCUUUUAUCACCAUAAAAACAUCGCAAAACCUCCUUUCAUAACCAGAUACUGAAAAAUAAAUAAAUCUUUUUAUAUCAAGUUGACUAGACUACUUCAAUGGUCCAUUCACCAGCUUCCCGGGAUCAAAUGGCUUUGAUCCUAAAAAUAAAGAAGACGUGCUAACCAGCUGCACAUCAAAUAAAACUCAGAGGUCUACGGGCAAGGGUCUCCUGACCAUCCCAUGAACAACUUCAAAGCAGAGGAGACUGCUUCUAGCAUUUACAGAAGAUAAAAACAGCUUCAUUGUCUGAUGUUUGUGUUUGCCUUUCCACCCACGCUGCAGCCAUAAAACAACAUACAACAUGCAACUUUUAACAUGAAACAAUUAAAAAACAAUUUGUAUGCAAUACUUAUCAUGAUACCAUGCAGAGUGUACAGCUAAACUAAUUUAAGGUCCAUAUCUGCACAAAUCAAUCAAUGCCAAUCAGCAACUCAGAAA